GUUGGAAAAUCAAUACUACCGACAAGAAUAGAAAAUGAAUAGAAUUAUUACAGCCAUAAGUUUUUGGAGUUCCAAAUUGCAGGGUGGGUCUUGUAACUUUCAUACUUACCAUUGUCCCUCCCUGAAAAAGAUAUCUUUUGUUGCAUCUUGUUUGAUAUUUUUUUCUUUCUAGCCCUUCUGUCAGUCCAACUGUUUUGAUCAUAACAAUUCCUAAUGCAUACAAAAUUCCAGAACUUGUGAAGAAAAUAUGACCGUUCAAUGUCUACCUCUCAUUCUUUUCCUUUUGCUAAAGAAUUCCCUUUUACAUUUCACUAUAUAAAGUAAUCAGCGUAGUACCUUCUCCCAUUCAUCAACUACAGUCAGAAGUUUUCCCCCAAGAAAAACAAAACUAGAGUUAGAAACUUAGAAGUGAUUUUCCAUUUUGCUCAUAGGAGGAUGCUGGAAGGGAAAGCUGUAGUGCGUGAAACUGAUAUGCCAGAAGAGAUGCAGAGCCGUGUGAUGGAGUUAGCAUAUCAGGCUCUUGAUCUACAUGAGGUUUCAGACUGCCAGUCCAUAGCUCAUUACAUCAAACAGAAGUUUGAUGAAGCGUAUGGGCCAGCAUGGCAUUGUGUGGCUGGAAAAGACUUCGGAUCUUGCAUUUCCCAUUUGUGUGGGAGUUUUAUUUUCUUCCAUGUGGAGAUGAUGGAGUUUCUCAUCUUCAAGGAUGGCAGUGACUUCAGUGAGACCAAGGAAGAGGCCAUCGGGGUGCUGCAGGAAGCCAAGAAAAGUGAUUCAUAAGAAUGGUAGGACUAUUAAAGUUUUUGGAGGAUUUAAACCCAACACCUUUUCCAAUUCAACUACACUCCCUCAAGCCAACAGAUCGCUUCUACCACCUAUGCCAAGGCUGAAGGGCAUUCACAAAUUUAUGUAUUAAUAUCUUACUUAGAACCUCCGCAAUAAAAGUAGGAAAUUUGUCAAGAAUAUUGCUUGCAGGAUCUUAUAAGCAUGUCAGAAAUGUUCAAGUUUUGAAGGGAAAUAAAAUGGUUUUGAAUUAGAAUGCUCGACAUAAGAUGGCAAAGAUGUUUUGGACUUCUCAGUGUUGGCCGCAUUACUAGUAUAUAGGCUAUUAGGUCAUGUAAUGUCUGUAUACGAAGAAACUGCACUGCUUGAUACAACUUGAACCUGCAAAAUCAUGUCCUUCAAGAAACACCAAUAAGAAAUUUCAGCACAAUCGAUGCAUGAACUGCCAGAGAAUGAGAAAAUUCAUCUGCAAAUGCAAGCACAACCAGUUUUCUUCUUAAGCAAUACAAAGUA
Molecule: messenger RNA, 1293 nt
Organism: Theobroma cacao (cacao)
Lineage: Eukaryota; Viridiplantae; Streptophyta; Magnoliopsida; Malvales; Malvaceae
Biological process (GO): microtubule-based process
Cellular component (GO): cytoplasmic dynein complex
Molecular function (GO): dynein intermediate chain binding
Source: RefSeq, a predicted model, not a curated record